CGGACACCAAACAAACAUAUUGACACAACACAUACACACAACUACGAAAAUGGCAACAUCCUUCCAAUCACACAUCCACCAUAGCUUCGAACCUCACACCUCAGACCUCCUCUUCGGCGGACGCCGAGUCUCAGACAUUCUCCGGGAUGGAGACACCUCAAUCACCCGCCGCAACUCCCGCAAGUCCAGCACAGAUAACUCCGCCUUAACUGAGAUAGUGCAUUCACUUGCCAACCGCAGCAGCAGUGACAUUCUUCCCUCACGGAUCAUCGGAGCGGAUUAUGAGACUAUCUUAGAAUGGGUUAGCUCCGAGCGGAUGAGGAAGCUGCCGGCGGAGGGGAGCAGCUAUGAUAAGGUGCUGGUGUGGGCAAGGUUGUUUGUUGAGCGUUUGCAUUCGUUUGAUUUGGCUGUUGAGAGCUUCGCUGGGGAUAAUCAUAUGGCAGCGCAGUUGGCUUAUGUUCAUUGCGCAAGCUUACUCGGUCUCGGAGAAGAAAACUCCAGCGCCCUGCUCGACCUUUUCGGCUUCUUCUACCGCUGUUCUAUGGGCCUAGGCAACCUACUCGACCGUGCCGAACUAUUCAUCGUCUCACAGAAUAUCAGAGACCAGCUGACCCUGGCUUUGGCGGAUCUAGUCACCCUUGUCGUCGGGGUUUCUAAUCACUUCCUCGACUCGCUGGGACAGUUGACGUCUGGAUCUGUGUCGAUUGAUAUCUAUAGUACCUUUGCGGCACCUAUUGAGAGUUUCCGUACGAGGUGCGAGUAUGUUGCUGAGUUGAUGUGGAGCCAUCAGCUGGCACAGGAAGGCGUGGAUACCAAGGUGGCAAAGCUCGAAACUAUCAGGCAAUGGCUUGAACCUGAAGAUCCCGUGCUAGCAAAUAUCACCGAGAGCACCGCGCACUUCGCCCAGGAGCGCGAGGAAUCGACCUGUCUCUGGUUGAUGCCGUACCUCAACCGUUUCCUGAAAGGCGAGCAGCACACAAUGGCUAUCACUGGUCGGCCUGGGUCGGGCAAGUCCAUUCUGGCAACAGUCAUCAAUGACCAUCUGCAAUACCCGAUUGGGGGUGUGAACUACAAGUCGAUUUUUGUACCAAUCAAUAGUCGAGUUCCAGUCAACACAACCCCUCGCGCAGUUGCAAAAUCUAUCCUCUCCCAACUCUUCGCCGGCCGCAUCGGCAACGUCGACCUCUACCAAAUCCUCUCAGGCGCAUGUUCCCAGUCCCAAAAGCCAAUCGACAACGAAACAUACGACAAUACCCUCUGGACUGCCCUCGGAAAUGCCCUCCAAGCCAGCCUUAAAGGCGCUAAGGAACUCGUCCUCGUCAUCGAUGGCGUCGACGAAGCAAGCUGCGGCCAGUCCGCGCUGCUAACUCGGCUCCGGGAUGCAGCUGCCAACGCAUCCAAGCUCAAGCUGAUCGUGCUAGCUUCUGAGGAGGAAUCGGCAGCUAAGGCAUCCAAAGCGCAGACUACGGUGCAUAUCACUCCGGAACUAAUCUUCGACGACGUGGCUGCUGUCGUCCAGAGAGUCUUCCAGGAUUUUCCGGCAUUCGGCCAGAUGUCCGAGGAGCAGCGAGAGUUGAACGUCACCCGUAUCACAGAGGCUGCUAAUGGCUCGUUCCUAUGGGGGAAGCUCGCGACGAAGAAGAUCCGUGAUGAGAAUCAUCCUAACGCGGAGAGUCUGGAUAAGGCCAUUGACAGCUUGGUGAAAGCAAAUCUCUCCGUCUCAGAUCUCGUCUCUCAUCGUCUAGGAUCAAACUUGCCCGAAGACGGAAAGAAGAUUCUGUCCUGGCUCGCGAUUGCGUCCCGUCCGAUGACGCUACGGGAGUUAUCUGCUCUUCUCUCCGUGCAGUUGGACAAGGGCACCAUUGUGGAGCAGGAGAGUAACCCGCUGACUCUUCUGGAGCCGGUGACAUCACUGGUGCUCUACCAGGGUAACAUGCUCUAUCUGCGCCAUGGCCAGAUCCGUGCAGCUAUCACUGAUGCGUCCGCGAAGGGCUCCCUCUUACCCGCCAUCAAGAAUAGGCACGCGGAUUUGGCUCAGCGAUUGCUUCUCUACGUCAAGAGGAGCGUGGCAAACGGCAGCGAGCCAUCCUUGACGCCCUCGGAUGAACUGUCCACAACGACCCAAUUGGAGAAGUACCCUCUCCUGGACUUUGCUCUCCGGUACUGGGUGAACCAUGUGAAGACGGCAUUUGGCUGCACCACAGACCAGGAAAUCAACACUGCAAGCAAGGAACUCCGCCCCGUCAUGCCCACGACCCCAGCCGUGCCGCUGCUCGAAACGACCGUGUGGAAGAACAAGCCAACUCCGGCGCUGGUCAGCCUGCGUACGCUGGAGACCAGCAUCUACGAGCAAGUCUUCACCAGUAACCACGCAGCCACUCUACAAGCGGUCCUCUGCCAGGCUCUUGCUUUCCGGCCACUCUGGGACACGGCACAGAUACAGGCAACCCAGGUCUUCUACCACGCCGUGAAGACCUGCCAGAAUGUCCUCUCCGUGCAGCAUGUCAUCACCAUGCAAAUCACCAAGGAAUUCUUGGACAUCACCGCCAGCCGGGUCACGGCUUCCAAGACCGAUGUCAUGACGAAGCGGACCGAGAUGCUCCAGCUGCUGGUGGAAUGCUACAAGAUCCACUACGGCGCCACGAGCGAGAUGGUCGUUUCAGCAUCGACGCAGCUGUCGGAGCAUUAUAAGUCGAUCAAGGAAGAGCACAAAGCGCAGGAGGUCUUGAAUUCGAUUCAAGGAACCUCUACAGAGAGUCACCCCCGGUCGAAGUCUCUGACGACCGAUGAAUCGUUGCUUGUGCAGCUCCAUGGCCGUCGAGAAUUGAUUCAGGAAGGCACUAUUCUCGCGCUGGACGAAAAGGAAGAAGACGAUCUCCUUUCUUGGUCUUACAACUUCGACUCCAUGACCAAGCAGGCUGAGAAAUUUACUGCCGAGGGAAAUGUUAAGGUCGCGGAGCGCACGUAUGUCGAGAUCUGGCAGCGAACCAGCAGGGAUUUCCGUCUGGAACGAUCCUCGCAAUUGGAGUUGCAGAAUAUCAAGGCGACCCUGUUGUACUCCAAAUUCCUGCAAUCCCAGAAGCGAGACAAUGAGGCGUCUUCGGUUCUCUCGGGUUUCUGGGAGGAGUACGAGCACACCAUGUCCAGCUCGGAAGCCGUGGCAUCGCAGUUGAUGGAAGUCGCCAAGGUCAUGAAGUCCGUUGGACUGUCGUGUACGGCUCUCAACGUGUUCAAGAAGUGCGCCCAGAACGUCAACCAGCAGAGUUCCCUGCAUAAAGAGCUCCAGAACCUUGCCCAGUCCACUUCCAAGGAAGUCAUGCAGAGCGCGGGCACAUCGACAUCGACAAUGACCGAGUCGAGUUUGCAGGAGAUGGUCUUUGGCAGCACAUCUGCAUCCGCAUCCAAGAAGGACCAAUUCUCUUCCACGGCCACAACCGCGCUUGUCCAGAUGUACAUCUCCCAGCACCGCUGGCGCGACGCCACCAAGACCCUAAAGAAGAUCCUGCUAGUAAUCUGGUCCGCGCUAUUCGUCCCCUCAGUCCACGACGUCGUCCUCCCAUCCGAGAACGUCGAACACUGCGUGGAUCUUUCAGAAAGCCUGAAAGACUGCUACCGCUACCGCCACCGCUCAGCCAAAGAAGAAGACAUCUGUCUUCGUCUCUACCACGCCGUCCGCCGUUCUCGACCAGCCGGCGACAAACUGCUCGACCGGGUGACCAAGGAUCUCCUCCGCGUGUACGAGCGCACGUCACAGACGGAGAAACUCAUCCCCAUCCACCAGGAUAUCCUGAAUAACUAUAGCAAGCGGUUUGGGGAGGGACAUCCGACUGUGCUCCGGGAGUUGCGGAUUUUGGCUGAGAUGACGCAUUCGCGCGCGGAAUCGGUUGACUAUUAUUCGCGCAUUUUCAAGGUUUUGAAUAAAGACUCGAACAUCUGCCACCGGGAUGCGUUCGAGCCGCUGCUUAGUGUCGUCACGGAAUUGUUCAAUCAGGGACGGUUCUUGGAUGCGUUGCAGCCGUUUACGGUAUUGUUCAAUACCCUGCCGCACACGGACGUCAGCCCUAAGCUUCAGGAUCAGACGUUCGUGAAGUCGGUCUUUGAUAACUACGUGCAGUGUCUGCGAUUGGUCCAGGGAGACGUCCAUGUUAUUCAUGAUGUGGCGGCUCAGUAUCGCAAGACGUGCACGACUGUCUUUGGAACAACGGCUUCAAUCACGAUUCAGGCCACGCAGACGCUGGCGAACAUCUGUCGCGAAUCUACAAAGUAUGAGUCCGAAGCAGUGCAACUCUACGAAGAACUGCUCAAGACGCAGUCGAACGAAGUAGAGAUCGAUCAUGAGGACAUCCGGGCAACGCUGGAUGCGAUCUACGAAGACCAGUGUGCUUCUGUCUCCUCAUCCACAGAGUCCGUCUCCAAAGAACAGAUGCAGAAGGUGAUCUCGGUCCGAAGUCGACGUCUAGCAACUACUCGGUCGACCUACGGCUGGGCACACCAAGACUCGCUCUCGCAGAUGGACGAGCUUGUUUCCCUAUAUGCCAAACGAGGUGAAACACACUCCGCCGUCUCGCUUCUCCAAGAAACAGCCAUCCAGGUGCUGGUGACAGAGACCUCAACCACGAAGCUGACCGCUGCCGCCAAACACAUCGCUUCCAGUUUUAUAGAGACAGGUCAGGUCCACCGCGCUAAGGAACUCUCGCAGGAGAUCUAUCGCCAGAUCGUCGCCAAGGAUACCGUGAACAUUAGCACGGCCAAGUUUGAUUUGACCGUCAAGCAUCGCCGGACUCUGGCCUUCCUGGCUCAAUUCGAGUACAGUAUCCGCGAACGGGAGGAGUCGUCGUUGACCGUGAACGAGAUCUAUUCCUCGCUCACGGCUGAGUAUCUGUACUUUGAGCAAUUCAGGGCGGAAAUCAGCUCCGCAAAGGCGAGCAGCUUCCAGAGCAUUAUCGGAACUGUUUCUCGUCUGCAUGGAUUCCUCCGUUCCAGAAGUCGAUGGUCACCUGCUGCAAGACUCGUGGACCAGUUCACCAACUACUUCGUCUCAACGCAGAACGAGAAGAUCCAAGUGAGCGCAGGCCAAGCAAAGGUCUUCAUCAGCGCGCUCCUAGAAUACUUCAGCACACACACAUCCCACGACUUCCUCCGCUCCGUCGCAAUCGCCAGCUACAACCGCGUCGAACAUCAUCUCUCCUCCAAAGACUACCAAUCCGCCUCCGACCUAGCCCUAACCUCCUUCAAAUUCAUCCGCGCUCACGACGGCUUCUCCUCCUCCGUCUCAACCAUAAAACUAGGCUUCAAGCUCGGCCUCGCAGUCUCCGGCCGCGACAUCCAACCCCGCCCCGACCCCCCAACUCGCAAAAACAUGCUCAGUACCUCCGCAAUCAUCAUGACCGAUAUCCUGGGCCACUGCAAGCUCAAGAAAAUCGACCUCUCCCAGCUCGACCUCCUCAACCUGAAUAACCUAAUCGGCCUUCUCGACGAGCAGAAGGACUACAACACACUGGAAUGGGUUCUCUCCUCAUUGUGGAAUAGCCGCGAGCGUCACGCCCCCUGGCAACAACAAUCAUCUUACACCCUCGCCCUCGGCCGCAUGCUUGUAAUCACCCGCUACCUGGUCGGCGAUUACAUGGCUGCUAUUCGGCUGGCUGAGGACAUGGUGUACAACAGCGCUCGCGUACACGGGCCCCGCCAUACGAGCUCCAUCGAAAUGACCAUUCUCCUCUCGCAGAUGUACACCAGCGUCGCGCAGGGGUACCAGAACCAGAAAGACCGCCGCGACCUCGCGUACAGAUACUACCGCAAAGCCGCGGGCCUGCACGAGAACGCCCUGCGCGUCUUCAUCGACCCUAGCGCCACCGAAAUGCUCGACACUGCUUCCUCGGGCUCCGAGUCCGAACCGCCCAGCCCCGGAGAAGGGGUCGAAGAGCAGACGGGAAAAUAUGUCCGGAAGCAUCUGCAUCUGCUUAAACUUGCUGUUGAGCGGUUGGGGAACUGGCCCAAGGAGUACUCUGAGUAUGAGAGGUUGAGUUCGGAGCUGUUUAGUGCGUUUGGGAGUGAUUUGAAGGGGAUUGAGGGGGUUGAUAAGUGGAAUUUGAAGAAUUUUGGGUCUGGGAGGGCGGAGGCGAGUGAUGAUUUGAUUUCGGUCAAGUCGUAUCCGGGGAUGGGGUUGGAGGGACAUGCUGUUGCUGUUUGAUUUUGGGGGGGUUGAGGGAUUAGGAUUUGAGAAAAAGUUUUCUGUAUUUCUUAGUUAGUCCUUUGUCCGAAUAAAACUCUCCUUAAACAUUAUCAAUUAAUCACUGCCCUAAAGCAAAC
This is a messenger RNA of Aspergillus glaucus CBS 516.65, 6309 nucleotides long. RefSeq names its product NACHT domain protein. Gene Ontology annotation, molecular function: protein binding; ATP hydrolysis activity. NCBI's taxonomy places the organism in Eukaryota, Fungi, Ascomycota, Eurotiomycetes, Eurotiales, Aspergillaceae. The transcript has 3 exons. The record is from RefSeq and is a predicted model, not a curated record. Bases 50 to 6190 code for a protein of 2046 amino acids.